UUACAAAAGUUGAGCGCGCUGGAAUUGGCGGAGUUGAAUGAAUGAACUGAGUAGACCGCCCGGACGCUGCACCAAGAAGGGCAGUCGGAGCAUACAUCGACGUCAUAUACACGAACGGAACCUAUGGCGUCUCCAAACGGCCAGCCAACGAUUCCUCUCCGCGACAUAAGACACAGGAAUCCAAAUUGAAUCCACGACCGCGCACACAGGCACUCACCAGAGCGUGCCAAUCGUCGGUAUGGCAGCUCUACAAAAUGCCCUCCAGACACUCUCCCCCAUCGACGCCAUCACCGUCCCCCAAUCCCCCACCGACCUCGAGACAUUCCUAAACACCACAUUCGACACCUCACAACUCCUCAUCGACUCCGUCCCCCUCCCCGCUCCCGCCUCCCUACCCACCCGGCCGCGAUCCUCAACAACAACAUCCAUCGCCAGCUCCGCUUCCGAAAUUACACUCUCCUCCGCGCGCCCCGACUCCCCGCCCCCGGAUGUCUCAAAACUCCAAAAAGCAUGGGGUAAACCACUCCGCCUCGCCGCAAAAGACAAUCCCCUCGGAAUGUCCGUCUACAAGCUCGCCGGCACCGACGGGAAGGGCGCAUGGUUUGCGCGCCGUAGCGUGCACUGUGGACUCGGCUUCGAGCGCUGGAAACGCGCAUUACAACAGGAGUUCCCGGAGACGAUGAAGAUAGACGGCGGACCCGGCGUAAGCAACAUCCGCGGGAUUGGCGGGGAGCGUUGCGUUGAGUGUCGAGAGGUGGGAGGGGGGAAGAUGGAGGUGUAUCAUCUCAGUGCGCAGUUUCCUGGGCCAACGACACCGAGGGACUUUGUGACGAUGCUGAUGACUACCGAGAGGAGGGAGGAGCGCGGGCCAAGACAGUUCAUGAUUGUCAGUAAGCCAUGCAUACACCCGCAGACGCCGGUGCGGGACGGCUUUAUCAGAGGACAAUACCAGAGCGUAGAGCUCAUCCGCGAAGUCCCCGUGCUUCCCCCUCCUACCAAAUCCGCCUCCAUGAACGACCUCGCCGCAACCGGUCAACCGGCCAAACCCCCAAACGAGCGCAAGAGAGCAGAAUCCCAAGCCUCAAGCCUCAACCGCUCCGCCGUCGUCCGCAACGCAAACUCCUCCCACCCAUCCCGCACCCCCAGCGAAGACCGCCGUCAGCGCGGGCACACCAUCUCCUUCGCCGGCUCGCGCGGCGUAGAUGGCAAGGGGGAGUACCACGACAUCCCCGCCGACGACCCGGAACGCAACCCCGUCGAAUGGAUAAUGCUCACGCGCUCCGACCCCGGCGGUUCCGUCCCGCGCUUCAUGGUCGAGCGCGGCACACCGGGGAGUAUUGUCGCUGAUGCUGCGAAAUUCUUGAAUUGGGCGUGCUCGGCUGCCCUCGAUGUUGUAGGCGAUGAAGUCCCUCCUCGAGUUGAUGGCGCUGCGGAGAGCGCUAGCGAGAGAGAAGCUGAAAUUGAACAUCCUGUCGUGCCGGGCGAGGAACCGCGACCCGGCCCUCCCCACGCGCCGCGCGCUCAUCCCCCACCCCGCGCAUCAACUGAAAUCUCCCUCCGCGAAUUCCAGACAAACGGCCACCUCGCCAGUCUAGACGGCAUUCGCGACCCCCCGCCAAACGAACACUACACCCCCCACAUCACAACCGCCUCGCUCUGCCCCCCCGAGCAGAAUAAUAGGGGCGUCCUGAGCAUGGUCACCAAUGCCGCGUCAGCAAUUUCGAAUUUCCUCCCCUCAGCCGGGUACGCAGCUGCGCUGCCGCACGCGCAGUUGAGGGAGAGGAGGUAUAGCACUUCUUCUAGCUCUUCCUCGGAGGAGGAGGAGGGGGAGGGGGAGACGGAUUUAGGGAGUUCGUCGGGGGGGUCUUUUAUGUCUUUUGCGAGUGCGAGGGAGAGGGGGAGUUUUGAUGAUGCAGAUGAGAGCGCGGAUGCGGCGUCCGUGGAUGCGGCGUCUGUGCCGCCGGUGUAUGGAGUGCCUGCACCAAUGGGGCCGUCGAGCAGCGAGGAGUCUACUGUGUUACCUGAUGCGGCGAUUCGGACGGAACCGCUGCGACCGAGCUCGUCGUCGUCGUUGGUGGUGGAGGAUGCAGGGGUUUUACGGGCAAGGCGGCGCGCAGCAGCGGCGAUAGAGAAGGAAGAAGGCAAGUUCCGGGAGAGGAAGAGGAGGUUGGUGGAGAAAAUCGGGAAGGUUCGAAGAAAAGAAGGGGGGGGAGAGAAACUGCGAAAAGCGGAGGAGAGGUAUGUGCGUGAUCUUGCGCGGGAGGAGGGCAGGCUAGAGAGGGAGGCAGAGAGGGUUGAGCGGCGCAGGGCGAGGGAGGAGGCGAAGGUUGUUAAGGGAUGGGGGAGGGGUGGGCGGAGAGGGAGGUCCAGGUGUUGAGGGUGGAGAGGGAGUUGCUGAGGCGCCAGGUGGGGGAGUUGCAGAGGGAGAAUACGGUGUUGGCUAUGGGGAUUGGGAGGAUGGAGGGGGGGGAGAAGGUGUUGAGUGAGCUGAGGGGGGGGAGGGCGGAGAGUUUAGGGUUGGUGACGGCGCCGCUGGGGGGGAAGGAGAAUGUGAAGGUGUGAGGGGGAUGAGGAGAGGGGUUUAGGAGUGAGGAGAUGGAGGGGAUAGAUAGACGCAUAGAUACUUCAAAUCGGUUGCUACUCAAUUUCUACUGUGAUGGACAUCUUACCUUUUCUCAAUCCCCU
This is a messenger RNA of Pseudogymnoascus destructans, 2685 nucleotides long. RefSeq lists its product as uncharacterized. The record is from RefSeq and is a predicted model, not a curated record. The transcript has a single exon. The coding region runs from base 239 to 2377 and encodes 712 amino acids. NCBI's taxonomy places the organism in Eukaryota, Fungi, Ascomycota, Leotiomycetes, Thelebolales, Thelebolaceae.